Messenger RNA from Symbiodinium sp. CCMP2592, 1080 nucleotides. The record is from the annotation of a GenBank genome assembly. NCBI's taxonomy places the organism in Eukaryota, Dinophyceae, Suessiales, Symbiodiniaceae.
AUGAGGACGACAACGGCUGAGACGGAGAACAUGUUGCCGUACCGUUACCCUCCGGUGAGUGUGCUGGUCGCUGAACGCCCGCGGCACAACUGCCAAUGCCGCCUGCCUGCGCAGUUCCACUGUGCCAGCUUGCGUUCUCUCACGGGAGCUAUUUUCGCCUUUGGCAGCCGCCUCGCCGUGAAGUCACGGCGCUGGCCCGCGAUCGAUGCGCGAAGCAAGAAAGCAGACGAGGCCUCCAACUGGUCCGAUCCCAGCAAGAAGCUUCGCGAAGUUGCUGACACGGAGCAGGGGCUCAUGCUGGAGGACUGCACAGCGAGGGUGUCCUUGGACGAAAUGCGCCCGCAUCGGAUGUAUGGGCUCGUCGAUGGUUGGGCUGCGCGAUCGUGGACACGGGACCUCCUGGUAGAACAGUUUGGGCACUUGGAGUUCCGAGUGCGGCCUUGCGAGACGCUCAACCAAUAUGGAUACGCUGGACCAUCCGAGUGCUACGUUUCCUUGGAGGAAUACUUGUCUCCGGAGUUUGGCGGCAGGUCCGUCGUUUUCGAGAACGACUUCGAGAGUAACCGGCACCAGCUUCUGGAAAGUUUCGAUGUGCCACCACUGCUGGCGAGUGUCCAUGGCGCUCCUAUCCUCAGCAUCGGCCGCCAAGACACGGGCAUCGGAUUCCACAGGCACAGCGCGGCCUGGCUGGCACAGCUAUUAGGUCGCAAGCUUUGGCUCUUGCUCCCAGGUGGGAAGCGGCCCCCGGCCAGAGCUCCAUGGCAGUACCUGCUGCACCGUCCGCCAGGGCUGGUGAUUUGCGUGGCCCAGCCGGGUGAGGUGGUCUUCGUGCCUGCAGGAUGGUGGCAUGCCACUUGGAAUUUGGACGACGUCAGUGUCGCAGCCGGCUGGGAGGUAGCUCAGCUCCAUCAACUCAUGGCUUCGCAGACGGUGACCAAGCCACUCGUGGUACUCGCUGCGAGAACCGGCAGACUCCACGUCCUCAAGCUCCUGAUGGACCAGGCUCGCGGCCGGGAGGUGCUUGAGGCACAUGCAGCCUCCGCAGCAAUCGCCGCCGCCAGGACUUCCCGUGGUUUUUAG